UCUGGGGGGUGGAGUCGCCGGGUUUCUGGCGAGGAGCUGCCGCUGCGGCGAGGACUGGACCUGCGCACUGAACUCACUGCGUCACUCUUGCAUAACGACGCCUAUCAGUCAGAAUAAUUACAUUUUAACUUAGAUUAUGUAAUUAAACGUAUUUCUUAUCUAAGAAAGUGUUAAGUGCAUAGCAAUCCCUAAUUUAAGCCCAUUGAGACACAGAGCUAUUUACAGUUUCGUCCAGCCUCUGCAGCAUGGACGCAUGCGCAGCGCGGCACAUGAGCGCCAUCUUACUUGGCAAGGAGGAACGUAUCUCAGUGUCCUGUUAUGCCUUGGUGGAAGUAUUCACGGAGAGAGUAGCUGGAACCCAAACCCUUGAAUAUGAACUAUAUUUUGCACCAACCCGUGUACGAGUGACAUUAUAGUGGACGAGGCAUUUCCCUGCCGCGGACACAAUGAAGUCAGUUUCCUGAGUGUCGUUGUGUGAGGCGGAGGCUCGCUAAGGCCUGGCAUGGUGGACGACGUCCCUCGGGAGUGACCCCUGACUCUUGCAAGGCACCGCAGUUUGUUUAUUCUUUGGUCGUGGCGCAGAUCUGACAGCAAUGACGGCAGAAAAGCAAAUCUGUUUCGGAAUAUGUCUUUGUCAGAUGAUUGCCAUCCUGUCAGGGGUGUCGCUGCUGUACUUGGCUGUCAUCGUCAUCAUCCCCUCCAAAAAUGAGCUCGCGAUGGGCUUCAGGACGACGCCGAUAAUGUGCACGACAGUAGAGGCGAUAGACCUGGCUCGGGAGGGGAAGAAAAAACCCGACGGCGAGGAGGAUGCCUGCAGCUGGACCACGUGCGGCGAGUGGUGCCUCUCCAAGGGCUCGGGCACCUGUAUGCAGAUUCGUGUAAUGGUCCGCAACAACGGCUCCAAAGUCAACUUCCGGGACUGCGUGGACAUCUCGGACCAGAACUGUUCGGCCCUCAACGUCACCAACACCCGCAGCUACAAGUGUAAGCAAGGGGAAUGCAAAGACAUUACAGGUUUGUUUUACUGCACCAAAGACGUUGAAAACAACGACUGCAAAGAGAUUACUCCCGCGUUUGUCUGUCACAACAAAAGGAUAAAUCCCAAGGGGAUCCAGUGCCUUGAAAAAUGUAAAGACCCACUCAAAGGUGUGUACUUCUGCAAGGCAGGAAAGUGCCAGGGUUUGGAGAAGGCGAGGGAUUACCUCACUGACUGCAAAAGGAAGUGCACCAACCUCGAAAUGAGGGAAAGGAACGUGAUCAUCUUCAGUCGCGAGAGGUUGGUGGCCACCGCCUGCACCUCCAUGGACUCCCCCGACAACAUCACGUCCGCCAGCAUCGAGGCCGUCAGCUCCAGCCCGGAGUGGCGAGACAAGCGUCAGGCGAUAUUCAUAUUUUGUUCCUACGUCAACAAAGUGAACGGCAAGACGACGUACGACAUUCUCACGGAGGACUGCUUCAACGCCACUAUGGGCAGCACGGAGGAGCUCAGCAAUCUCAAAGACUAUCUGCAGCUGCUGUCGCUUCACCAGAACCUCGGAAACCGCAGCGACUGGAUCAUCCCACCAGAAUCGUCCCUGCGGGUCAUGAAUAACACUCAGCUCCGCAUCAACCCCGACGGCUGCGUCAACACCCUGAGGAAGGAGUGCACGGCAUUCUUCAACACCCACGCCCACGACGGCUCGGAUGGCAUGACCCCUGACCGCUACCCUUGCUACUUCACGGAUCAAAGCAGCGAGUUCGUGAUCGGCAAAUUCAACCCCGAGAUGACCGCCACUAUCCUCCUGGUGGCCAGCAUCCUGCCGGGCUGUCUCUUCAUCUUGGCCUGCUCCUGCCUAUUUUUCUGUUCCAAAUCGGUAGGAGUGGACGACGAGGGCCACUUACGAGUGACUCUUCUGCAGGGCGGGGGCGCAGGAGGUAACGCUAGCGAGCUGUGAGCCCUCUCCUUGUGUAUCGCUCAUCACUGCUAAGGAUCCCGUACAGUUUGACGAACUGUUGUGACGGUGCACACGAUCAAGUGACUACACGCUCAUCCCCAACCAGUGAGCGCCCUCCCCUCCUUUGCCGCUCUCAGCACCCGCGAUCAAAGUAUUCAGAUAGGAUGGUCGUUUUGAGUCCACAAGCUUCAUCUAGUUGCACAAACUUUUUCAUAAGUGCACAAAUCUAAUCUAUAUAGAUAAGCAUUUGUUUCUUAACAGCUUAAAAAAAAGGCAAAAAAUAAAUAGAUAAUGGUCGUGUUCAGCGACAACAAUCUUUGAAUCUCGUUACAUCGGUCAUUGUUGAGACGCUGCCCUGCCAGCGCCUGUCCUUGGUAAUAGCGGCCCCAAAAGCCGCCUUGACACAACGAUAGCAUCACGUGUAUUUUGCUUACUGAACAGAAGGUUCAUCUUGUAAAUUUUGGCGCUAAAAGCGACCUAAACUGUUGUACCUCGUUGCCGUUACAAAGGUAGAAACGACGCCGUCAGCUAGGACCCAUGCAGUGAACAGUGGCAGCCAGUCAACAAGUCCCAAUCAUCGUAGACAAAGCUUAUGAUUUACACUCACCUGUUGUUCUCAGCGACAGACACACUGCAAUAGGCCCCAACACAUUACCCCCGGGUCUUGCCGUGUUGUCACCCAAAGAAGAGGCUACGAGAAGCUUUUUUAUAGAGGCGUCGUUAGCUUGUCAGUAGCUUGUCUCCCGGUCGACGAGAAUUGAAGCUAAGCUAUGAUAGACACAUAGGUAACAACCCUACAGCCUGGUGAAGGCAAGUAAUUUUCUGCUCCCUGGUACCCUUUAUAGUAUUAUACUGUUAUACAAAAUAAUUUGGGUGUUAAGUUGAACAGUUUCUAGCUUACAGUUCUGCUGUAUAUAUAUAUAUAUACAUAUAUAUAUUUAAAAGUGCCUAGUCCUGUUGUUAUUUAGAAUAUAGCUCAGAUUUCAAUUGUACAAGCUAUUAAACUCAAAGUAACGGUGUGAAUAAAAGCUAACUCGUGUGAUAUAUUACAUAAUGAAAUAACAAAUCACAGGUGUACAUAGUCUACAAGGUAUUUUCAUUGACGGCACCUAUCGGUCUAUUGUCAUGAACUUUCUGGGACUUGCUAAUUGGUGAUCCGUGUUCAGUUUAGAUCUUGUUCGAUAGUUUCCCGGCAGCUCCAGUCUUAGCCAGACCAGUGCCCGCAGCGCUGCCUCUUCUGGGUGCUUCAGCUGAACACACUCCACCUCCACCCACACACUUGCCUUCCACUCUCACCUUACCGUCCACUUUCUGCUCUCAAUUGUACUCUCCAUUCUCCUGAUAACACCGAGCUUCUUAGUUGAU
Eriocheir sinensis (Chinese mitten crab) is the source of this 3299-nucleotide messenger RNA. Its product is annotated as protein tipE-like. The record is from RefSeq and is a predicted model, not a curated record. NCBI's taxonomy places the organism in Eukaryota, Metazoa, Arthropoda, Malacostraca, Decapoda, Varunidae. Bases 594 to 1934 code for a protein of 446 amino acids. Gene Ontology annotation, biological process: regulation of sodium ion transport. The transcript is spliced from 2 exons. Gene Ontology annotation, molecular function: sodium channel regulator activity.